AUGUCGUUUCUUUUUGGCAGGGCUCGGACGAGGACAGUCGUGGACCUUCCGAAGCAGGCGCGGGAGCAUAUCAUGCGCUUUGACGUGCCAACUGCUGGCGCAAGGGGUGAGGAGCUUGCGAAGGUGCUCAGCCAGAUGAAGAUGAUAUUACAAGGAACACAAGAAGCUGAUAGCAGUCCCGAACAAAUCUAUCAGCUAGUGACCGGUUUGAUCGAAGAGGAUUUGCUGUUUCUGCUUGCCGUCAACCUCUGGAGAUUGCCAUUCGAGUCCCGAAAAGACACACAAGUCAUAUUUUCUUACGUCUUUCGAUUCCGCCCGACCACAGCAUCCCCCAAGAGUGACCCAAUUGCACUGUCCUACGUGGUGAACCAAAGACCGCAGGUCCUUCUCGAGCUAUGCAGAGGUUACGACCACAAGGAGAGUGCAACGCCGGCUGGCUCCGUGCUGCGAGAAGUUCUCAAGUCCGAAUCUGCCGCCGCCGCCAUUCUGUAUGAUGAUGGAGAUCAGCCAGGCUCCAGCUCCAAAGGCCUCAGUGUCAUUGACAGAGAUCGAAAACAGACCGGCACGGGCGUAUUUUGGAAGUUUUUUGAAUGGGUUGACAAGAGCUCAUUCGAGGUCUCGGCUGACGCAUUCACUACAUUUCGUGAGCUUCUAACUAGACAUAAGGAACUGGUCCCAAGAUACCUGUCCGUCAAUUUCGACCUGUUCUUUGACAAGUACAAUAGCAUCCUGGUGCAGUCAAACAGUUACGUCACGAAACGCCAGUCCAUCAAGCUACUUGGUGAGAUCCUACUGGAUCGGUCCAACUACAGCGUUAUGACAGCCUACGUCGACCGCGGCGAACAUCUCAAGAUCUGUAUGAACUUGCUCCGUGAUGAUCGGAAGAUGGUACAAUAUGAAGGCUUUCACGUCUUCAAAGUCUUCGUGGCCAACCCACACAAAUCGAUUGCGGUCCAGAAGAUCUUGCUUAUGAAUCGGGAAAAGCUACUGUCGUUUUUAUCCCAUUUCUUGGAGGACAGAACAGAUGAUGAGCAAUUUAUUGAUGAGCGAGAAUUCCUGAUCAAACAGAUCAGGAACAUGCCACCCAACCCCAUCCCUCCGCAGCGGCAUGGUGGUUAA
Messenger RNA from Verticillium nonalfalfae, 1119 nucleotides. RefSeq lists its product as uncharacterized. The record is from RefSeq and is a predicted model, not a curated record. Gene Ontology annotation, molecular function: protein serine/threonine kinase activator activity. Bases 1 to 1119 code for a protein of 372 amino acids. Lineage: Eukaryota; Fungi; Ascomycota; Sordariomycetes; Glomerellales; Plectosphaerellaceae. The transcript is spliced from 4 exons. Gene Ontology annotation, biological process: intracellular signal transduction.